AUGGUGGUCAAUUUGAAUAUUGCCCUCUGGAGAUUAAAAAGAUUAAUUAAUAAACGUUUUUUACAAAUUGUAUUAAUAUCUAUUUUUCUUAUCACUCUUCUAUACCAAUUCAAUAAGUCUAAUUUAACACAAAAUACAAUAUUUAUUGACUACACGAAAACGUCUAAGGAAUGGAUCGCCCAUCAAAUAGACAAUAACUCAAACAAUGUUUCAAAUUUAUCUGAAUUCAAUCGAAAAUUGUUUUCUAUCUUAUCAGAAUUUAAACCUGUUGAACUACCACAAGAUGAAUCACUUUUUAUCAAUCAAGAGAAGUGCAAAAAGGGUGAACAUACAGUAAAUGAUGAAGAAGGUUUGGAGACAUUGUCUUAUAAUUCAUUAAGCGCAUGUUUUAAUCUAACACCGGAGUAUAAGCAGAAUUUAAAAGUAAUGCAUCAAAAUUUUGUUAAAACAAUCAAAGAGAUUCCAAAGCACAUGCCUGAGACUCUUUUUAAUAAAGAUAAAGGUAUAGUCACGGUCGGUGGUGGUAAAUACUCCAUUAUCUUAGUGACUAUGUUACCAAUUCUAAGAAUGAGUGGGAAUACAUUACCUGUUGAAAUUUUUAUUCCAAUGUCUGAUGAAAAGUAUGAUAAAGAUUUUUGUGAAAAUUUUGUUCCACAAUAUAAUGCAACAUGUGUUUAUAUGUCGAAGUUUUUAUCGGAUGAAAUUGUACAAGAAUUAAAUAUCUCAGGGUAUCAAUACAAAUUAUUAGCUUUAUUAUUAUCGGAUUUUAAAAAUAUUCUAUUCUUAGAUUCAGAUAAUUAUGCUUUGACUAACAUUGAUGAUAUUUUUGAUAAGUAUAUAUAUAAAGAGACUGGUUUAAUCCUUUGGCCGGAUCUUUGGAGAAGACAAACAUCACCGGAUUGGUAUGAUAUUGCAGGCCUUGAGUAUAACCUGACUCAAAGAGUCAGAUUUUCCUUAGAUGAUUUAACUCCACCAUCCCAGUAUAUCAACCCGGAAGAAAAUUCCCUUGAGUAUAUCAAAGAACAUAUUCCAUUUCAUGAUUUAGAAGGGACUUUACCAGAUUUGUCAUCUGAAUCUGGACAACUUCUUAUUAAUAAAGUCGAUCAUUUUGAUACUUUAUUACUAGCUCUAUACUAUAACAUCUAUGGACCUUCAUGGUAUUAUACAUUAUUUAGUGAACAUGGAAGCGGUGAAGGUGAUAAAGAGACAUUUAUUGGUGCAGCUUUUUCGCUUCACAAACCUUAUUAUCAAGUCAAGACUCCUAUCACAUUCAGUAGCUACAUCUCUGAUGGAUUUAAAGGUGUGGGUUUACUGCAGCAUGAUUAUGCACAAGACUACGAAUUAUAUCAGUUAGCUAAGGAACAGAUACAAAUGAGUCAUUUAUCAGACUUUAAAUAUGAUCCUGAUUAUCAUGUUGAAAAAUCUUUUGUAGAUAAAUUUUUUAAGACAAACAAAUAUGGUAAUGAUCGUUGUGAUGUAUUAUUUGUUCAUGCAAGUUUUUUCAAGUUUAACCCCUUUACUUUAUACUACAACAAAGCCUUUUUGGAUACUGAAGGUAAGCAUGUAAGAGGCUUUAGUAAUACACAUUUAUUUCGUAAUUUUCCAGAAUUUGAAUUAAUUAAUUUCAAACAAAUUAAGGAAAUCUUUUGUGAUACAGAAACGUUCAAGUUCCCAUUCUUAGAUAUGGAGUAUGAAGCAGCAGGUAAAAAUAAUGGACAUUCUGCUGAAACAGAGAAACGAAAUAUUUGUAAAUAUAUCGAUGAUCAUAUUACUUUUUUGGAAACAAAUCCUAUAAAAACGGAACAAUGA
Arxiozyma heterogenica is the source of this 1809-nucleotide messenger RNA. RefSeq names its product alpha-mannosyltransferase. The transcript has a single exon. The record is from RefSeq and is a predicted model, not a curated record. Gene Ontology annotation, molecular function: alpha-1,2-mannosyltransferase activity. Gene Ontology annotation, cellular component: Golgi apparatus. Gene Ontology annotation, biological process: mannan biosynthetic process. NCBI's taxonomy places the organism in Eukaryota, Fungi, Ascomycota, Saccharomycetes, Saccharomycetales, Saccharomycetaceae. Bases 1 to 1809 code for a protein of 602 amino acids.